UUGAAGAAUGUGCUUGAUAUAUUUGUUGAAAUUGGAAUGGGCGAAAUGGGUUAUUAUGAGAAUGAAUUUGAAGAUGCAAUGCUUAAAGAUACUGCAGCUUAUUAUUCUCGGAAAGCUUCAAGUUGGAUUGUGGAAAAUUCUUGUCCAGAUUAUAUGUUAAAGGCAGAGGAGUGCUUGAACAAAGAGAAGGAUAGAGUGUCUCAUUAUCUCCAUGUUAGUAGUGAGACAAAACUUCUGGAGAGAGUGCAAAACGAAUUGUUGGUUGUAUACACCAAUCAGUUACUUGAAAAGGAGCAUUCUGGAUGCCGAGCAUUGCUUACUGAUGAUGAGGUAGAGGAUUUAUCUCGAAUGUUUAGGCUAUCCCACAUAAUCCCCAAGGGAUUGGAACCUGUUUCAAAUACUUUUAAACAGGUGCAACAGGACGAAGAUGCGACAAAUAGUCCGGUCUUGGUGCAACAGGCUGAAGAGAUGACAAAUAGUCCGGUCUUGGUGCAACAGGCUGAAGAUACGACAAAUAGCAUGGUCUUGGUGCAACAGGCUGAAGAGACGACAAAUAGCAAGAUUUUACUUCCAACAAUCGUAAAAGGGGCCAAGCUAGCUGAUAUGGAGGAGGUUGAGAGAAUUCCUUCCUCUGCAGAGCCUCCCACGGAACUUAGUUAUCCAUCAGUUGGCGAAAAACUAGUGGGGUCUGACGAUGAUGCAAACAAUAUAAUUGAAAAGUUGACGGCAGGGCCAUGGGACUUGGACGUUAUUUCAAUUGUCGGAAUGGCUGGAAUAGGGAAAACAGCUUUGGCUGGAAUGGUAUGCCGUGAUGUUUCUGUUAAUUGUCAUUUUGAUGUUCAAGCGUGGUGCUCCCUUGGACAAAUAUAUAAUGUGAGAAAGUUAUUUAUUGAGAUUCUAAGACAAAUAACGGGCAAUAGGUAUGUUAAUGUGGAUGAUCCUGAUGACAUGGUGCGGAAGACUCUUCUCAGAAAAAGGUAUCUCAUCGUAUUGGAUGACAUAUGGGAAAGCGAGUCAUGGGAUGAUUUAACACGAUGUUUCCCUAGGGAGGAAACGAGAAGUAGAAUAAUGGUAACUACUAGAAAUGCAGAGUUAGCUCGGUAUAUAAGGUUGUAUAGUGAACCUUAUUUGCUUCCAUUU
This is a messenger RNA of Capsicum annuum, 1140 nucleotides long. Its product is annotated as late blight resistance protein R1-A-like. Gene Ontology annotation, biological process: defense response to other organism; ubiquitin-dependent protein catabolic process. Lineage: Eukaryota; Viridiplantae; Streptophyta; Magnoliopsida; Solanales; Solanaceae. The record is from RefSeq and is a predicted model, not a curated record. Gene Ontology annotation, molecular function: ubiquitin protein ligase binding; ADP binding.